AGUAGCAAACUCAUUAUUCUCAUUUCACAUACAUCUUUCUAUUCGCUUUCGGCUUUCUCAUUAAAGCGAACGUGAAACAGGCUAAAAAUCACUAAUAAAAUCUUCUCAAGUUUCAAGAGGAAGUGGAGAAAUUUUAGGGGAAAUUGUAAGAAGAAAAGGAAAACAUGGCUCUGAAGCUAAAUGCCCUUAGUUUGCGAUCCCAUAAGUAUUCUUCUUCUGCUGUACAAACAAUGGCGAGGAGCAGCUUUAGAUCCUCCAAGGUUGUCAUGGCUUCAACCCUUCGCUCGGGAGCUAAUGAAGUUGAGAACUUGAAGAAGCCUUUUACUCCUCCACGUGAGGUGCAUGUUCAAGUAACACACUCUAUGCCGGCACAGAAAAUUGAAAUCUUCAGAGCACUCGAGGAUUGGGCUGACCAAAAUAUAUUGAGUCUUCUGAAACCAGUUGAAAAGUGCUGGCAACCACAGGAUUUUCUACCAGACCCUGCUUCAGAUGGAUUUCACGAUCAAGUCCAGGAACUAAGGGAGAGGGCUGUGGAAAUUCCAGAUGAUUAUUUUAUUGUUCUAGUUGGGGAUAUGGUCACAGAAGAAGCCCUUCCAACAUACCAAACAAUGCUUAACACCCUGGAUGGGGUUAGAGAUGAAACAGGUGCAAGCCUUACCUCUUGGGCUAUUUGGACAAGGGCCUGGACUGCUGAAGAGAACAGGCAUGGUGACCUCCUUAAUAAGUAUCUCUACCUUUCUGGCCGAGUUGACAUGAGAGCAAUUGAGAAGACAAUUCAGUACUUGAUUGGAUCAGGAAUGGAUCCUCGGACAGAGAACAGUCCUUACCUUGGAUUUAUCUAUACAUCCUUUCAAGAAAGAGCAACUUUUAUCUCUCAUGGUAAUACAGCCAGACAUGCCAAGGAAUAUGGAGACCUGAAACUGGCCCAAAUCUGUGGCACAAUAGCUUCAGAUGAGAAACGCCAUGAGACUGCAUAUACCAAGAUAGUAGAAAAGCUUUUCGAGAUAGACCCUGAUGGAACCGUAUUGGCUUUUGCGGAUAUGAUGAAGAAGAAAAUUUCGAUGCCAGCGCAUUUGAUGUACGAUGGCCGUGAUGACAACCUUUUCGAUCACUUUUCUGCGGUGGCUCAGCGUCUUGGUGUCUACACUGCUAAAGAUUACGCAGAUAUACUGGAGUUUCUUGUGGGAAGAUGGAAAGUAGAAGAUCUGACCGGACUAUCAUCUGAAGGUAGAAAAGCUCAAGAAUAUGUGUGCCGGUUGCCCCCUAGAAUCAGAAGGCUGGAAGAGAGAGCUCAAGGGAGGGCCAAACAAGCGCCCACCAUUCCAUUCAGCUGGAUAUAUGAUAGAAGGGUGCUGCUCUGAGUGUGCUGGGAACGAGGUCAUUUCGACUCUGAAUAACAUAAAAUUUCUUCUAGGCUAUUAAGCGACGGUAGCAUAUUUUAGCUGCAGUCUUAUAGAAAUCAGCAUUUUUGUGUUCGUCUAUCGUUAGAGAUUUUGGUAGGGAUGAUUAUGCAGUGUGUGUUGUAGAUACCAUUGUUCUGCUUCGCGGUCUUUAGGCCUGUCUUCUUUGUAUGGUCCUCCUCUGGGAAUGGCCUUUUGUUCUUGCAGACAUAUGUAACUAUAAACUAUGAAUCUUAAGGCAACCCUGUUGUUUACAGUCUUUCAGAA
Messenger RNA from Ipomoea triloba (trilobed morning glory), 1667 nucleotides. RefSeq names its product stearoyl-[acyl-carrier-protein] 9-desaturase, chloroplastic-like. The transcript is spliced from 3 exons. The record is from RefSeq and is a predicted model, not a curated record. Gene Ontology annotation, cellular component: chloroplast stroma. The coding region runs from base 165 to 1361 and encodes 398 amino acids. Lineage: Eukaryota; Viridiplantae; Streptophyta; Magnoliopsida; Solanales; Convolvulaceae. Gene Ontology annotation, biological process: fatty acid biosynthetic process. Gene Ontology annotation, molecular function: stearoyl-[ACP] desaturase activity.